CCCGGGGUCCAAGCUCCAGCUGCCGAGCUCCAGCCCCAGCCCGCGGGCCGCCGGGACAGCAACUCCUUGCGGAGUCCCAGGCUUCAGCGCGGGCUGGUCCAGCCUCCGCUCCAGUGCCUGCGCUGUGCCCUGUAUCCCGGGAGUCCGGCUCCAGCUGCGGCGACGCGGCAGGUGCCUCCCCUUCUUGGGGACGUGGUCACCAUGUUCUCCUGCGUUAAGGCCUAUGAGGACCAGAACUACUCAGCGCUGAAGCGAACCUGUCUGCGCAGGAAGGUGCUCUUUGAGGACCCCCACUUCCCUGCCACUGACGACUCACUCUACUAUAAGGGUACCCCAGGGCCCACAGUCAGGUGGAAGCGGCCUAAGGAUAUCUGUGAUGAUCCCCACCUCUUUGUCGAUGGCAUCAGCUCCCACGACCUGCACCAGGGCCAGGUGGGCAACUGCUGGUUUGUGGCCGCCUGCUCGUCCCUCGCCUCCCGAGAGUCACUCUGGCAAAAGGUCAUCCCAGACUGGAAGGAGCAGGAAUGGGACUCUGAGAAGCCUGAUAACUAUGCUGGCAUCUUCCAUUUCCACUUCUGGCGCUUCGGGGAGUGGGUGGACGUGGUCAUCGAUGACCGGCUGCCCACAGUCAACAACCAGCUUAUUUACUGCCACUCCAACUCCAGAAAUGAGUUCUGGUGUGCCCUGGUGGAGAAGGCCUAUGCCAAGCUGGCGGGCUGUUACCAGGCCCUGGAUGGAGGCAACACGGCGGAUGCACUCGUAGAUUUCACAGGUGGCGUUUCUGAACCCAUUGACCUGACCGAUGGGGACUUGGCCACCGAUGAGGCCAAGAGGAGUCAGCUCUUUGAGCGGGUACUGAAGGUGCACAGUAGAGGGGGCCUCAUCAGUGCCUCCAUCAAGGCUGUGACAGCAGCUGACAUGGAGGCCCGCCUGGCAUGUGGCCUGGUGAAGGGCCAUGCGUAUGCUGUCACUGAUGUGCGCAAGGUGCGCCUGGGCCACGGCUUGCUGGCCUUCUUCAAAUCAGAGAAGCUGGACAUGAUCCGCCUGAGGAACCCCUGGGGCGAGCGGGAGUGGAACGGACCCUGGAGCGACACCUCAGAGGAGUGGAAGAAAGUGAGCAAGAGUGAGCGGGAGAAGAUGGGUGUGACCGUGCAGGAUGAUGGCGAGUUUUGGAUGACUUUCGAGGACGUGUGCCGGUACUUUACGGACAUCAUUAAGUGCCGCCUGAUUAACACGUCCUACCUGAGCAUCCAUAAGACAUGGGAGGAGGCGCGGCUGCGUGGCGCCUGGACGAGACAUGAGGACCCGCAGCAGAACCGAAGUGGAGGUUGCAUCAACCACAAGGACACUUUCUUCCAGAACCCACAGUACAUCUUUGAAGUCAAGAAGCCAGAAGAUGAAGUACUGAUCUGCAUUCAGCAGCGGCCCAAGCGUUCAACGCGCAGAGAAGGCAAAGGCGAGAACCUGGCCAUCGGCUUCGACAUCUAUAAGGUGGAAGAGAACCGCCAGUACCGUAUGCACAGCCUGCAGCAUAAGGCCGCCAGCUCCAUCUACAUCAACUCACGGAGCGUUUUCUUGCGGACAGAGCAGCCCGAGGGCCGCUAUGUCAUCAUCCCUACCACCUUCGAGCCGGGCCACACUGGCGAGUUCCUGCUCCGAGUCUUCACAGAUGUACCUUCCAACUGCCGGGAGCUGUGCCUGGAUGAGCCCCCUCGCACCUGUUGGAGCUCCUUGUGUGGCUACCCCCAGCAAGUGACCCAGGUCCAUGUCCUGGGGGCUGCUGGCCUCAAGGACUCGUCAACAGGGGCAAACUCCUAUGUGAUCAUCAAGUGUGAGGGUGAAAAGGUUCGCUCAGCUGUGCAGAGAGGGACCUCGACACCGGAGUACAAUGUGAAAGGAGUCUUCUAUCGCAAGAAACUGGCUCAACCCAUCACCGUGCAGAUUUGGAAUCACCGCGUCCUGAAGGAUGAAUUCCUGGGCCAGGUGUGCCUGAAGACCAACCCGGACGACCUGCAGGCCCUCCACACGCUCCACCUCCAGGACCGCAGCAGGCGGCAGCCCAGCGACUUACCGGGCACGGUGGCCCUCUAUGUCCUCAGCAGCGCCUCUCUCACAGCUGUGUGACACCGGCCCGCCCGCCCCGCCUGGCCCCACCAGUCCUCACCACCACCUGCAUGUCCCCACCUGGCCUGGGACCAGCCUGGGAACCAGACCCUGGGGCCCCUCCCCCACUCUCCCACUGACCCACUGUGUGACCUGAGGAGAGCCCUGCCCCUCUUGGAGCGGAGCCUCGGUGUUUGGAGGGCCCCGAAGAUUUCCCUUCUUGUGGGGGAGUUUUCUUGCCUAAGAUUUGAAGUAGCUCUGCCCAGCGGGCACUGCUGCUAAGGGGCUACCUGUUGAAAACAUUUCCCCAGGCCCCACUGUCUGCCGAGGAGUGCCAAGAUGUCACUUGUUUACACACAAACUGCCAUGUCCCAAGCCCCUUCCUCCCUGUUUCCUAGCUCCCCUCCCAGGUCUUUGCUCUAUAGCUACGGUGACCUUAAACUUCUUCUCUUCCUGCCUCCACUUUCCCAGUGUUGAGAUUAUAGGCGUGUGCCACUACACCAGUUUAUAUGGUGCUGGGUAUCGAACCUAGGGCUUUGUGUAUGCUAGGCAAGCCUUCGUUCAACUGAGCUACGUCUCCAGUCCCACUACACCUUGUUUUUUGAGCCAUCUUGAAAGAACCCUUGGUGGGCAUCUGCUGGGAGGAACACAGGAGACAUGUGCUCAUUCCUAAUGCCCUCCUCCCAUCCACUGGGUUACUCAGCAUGGGUUUGCCCAGUUGGCCCAAAGAGCCGCCCUAGGCCUCCCUAGCCUCAGGUCUUCGCAGAGGCAGAUAACCUAACUUCACUCCCAUCUCCCGAAGACGUGGCCACACCGGUGAGAAAGUGUUAUUUCCCAGUUUCCACUUACGAUGUUAGAGGAGUGGCCUGGCCCAGGCAGGUCGAUAUAGGGCUAUGGUCCCAGGGGACAUGCUCCCUCUGUUGAAAGACACUGGGGUUUCCUUAGAAGAAAGGACUCCAGGGUGGGUGGUGCCAGGCCUUCAGGGUUAUGUCAUCUGUUGGCUGUCACAGGCAGGGACUUGCCUCUCCUGACCAGAGGCCUCUCUAUCAGCAUCCCCCAGACAGCCAAGGAGGCCGCCAUGCUCUUGCUCUCCAGACCACUAAUGUUCCUUUCAAUCCUCAACAUUUGAUAGUCUUAGCAUUUUUAAAAAAUCUCAGUGUAAAGGGAAGUCUGUCCCAACCUGUUGUUCUUUUUAAACUCAUUUUGUGGGUCCUCUGCUUUUAUUUUGACAUUGAGCAUGAAAGGACAUGGGUGAAGUGGGACCUUCUCAGAGGAGUCUCCGAGGAAGGUAGAGAUGAGCAUGUUCGUUCCUGGGCAUCCUCAGGCUGGUUGCAGACUGCAUUCCAGAGGGACUCUUGUUCAGUCCUGGUUCUGUAGCUCACAGGGUCUCUUCUCUACCUUUGGUGGGCUGCCAGACCAGGCUUAGUAGAUAAAGUACAGUUAGGUAAACAACAGCAAUUCCUUCUGGGAGUGUGACUUUCUGUCUCCAAUCCCUACUAUGUGGUCCUCUUCCUGGCUGGAGGUGCUGGAUUCUGACUGCCAUCUUGCUCCGUGGUAGCUCUGCUCCUAGCCUGGGGCCUGGGCCAAGGGGAGGGCUAGGCACAGAAAUAAAGAUAAAGGAUUCCUCCUGCACGGUUAGGACUUCCCUUCAAAGACCUGGGCCUGGGCCUGGGAUUGUGCAUGCCACCAGGAGCAAGUCACUUAAACCUCCUGUGCCUCAAUUCCUCCCUCUGCAGCGUGAGGCUGGUGGCUCCUAUUUGUGGGGACUCUUACAAGAAUAAGAGCAAGGUCACACCACUUCCUCUCCGUGUCUCUAUAUCAUAUACUCCACACGUUCGCAUAAUCACUUCCCAAUGGCUGUUACAAACAAAGACUGUAGCCAGGAAUGGAGGAGAAAGCAGCGGCUAGGCCAUCUUGGGUCUCAGGGCCUGACAUGCGCAUCUUAGCUCAGCCAUAUCCCCCUGAGGCGCGGGGCAAACCAGGACCAAGUAGCCAACUUGUAUAAGCUUCUCCAGAUUAGCCACUGCCUCCCACCGCCAGCAGAACUGGGCCAGCAGCCCUGCUCUUGCUUCCUCCCUCUCAAGCGAGGCCAGGCUGGCUCCUGGCUGUGCAGGGACCUCUGGUCCCCGGGAAGCCUUGAGGACUGGACAGGUGAGGACAGUGUGGAGCAGGGAGAGCAGUGGCUUUGUUCAACCUUUGCACCCGGGAGGCCUCACAGUGUGCCCGUUGCAGGCGAUCAGCCCUGUAGCCCACACUACAUGGACCACCAGGACCUGGCCUUCACUUCUCCAGGUCACCAUGCCCUGGGGUCAAGGGCAUGUUAUCUUCUCAGAAUAAAUAUUAACUGCC
This is a messenger RNA of Peromyscus eremicus (cactus mouse), 4452 nucleotides long. RefSeq names its product calpain 5 (gene Capn5). The transcript is spliced from 13 exons. Lineage: Eukaryota; Metazoa; Chordata; Mammalia; Rodentia; Cricetidae. The record is from RefSeq and is a predicted model, not a curated record. Gene Ontology annotation, biological process: proteolysis. Gene Ontology annotation, molecular function: calcium-dependent cysteine-type endopeptidase activity. Bases 202 to 2124 code for a protein of 640 amino acids. Gene Ontology annotation, cellular component: cytoplasm.